Anneissia japonica is the source of this 4359-nucleotide messenger RNA. Its product is annotated as xanthine dehydrogenase/oxidase-like. The transcript has 31 exons. The record is from RefSeq and is a predicted model, not a curated record. NCBI's taxonomy places the organism in Eukaryota, Metazoa, Echinodermata, Crinoidea, Comatulida, Comatulidae. The coding region runs from base 141 to 4043 and encodes 1300 amino acids. Gene Ontology annotation, molecular function: xanthine dehydrogenase activity; FAD binding; 2 iron, 2 sulfur cluster binding.
GGAAAGAUAAUUUGUUUUCAUACAACCAUUUGGUAAACAUCAACAUAGGUCUACUGAGCAGACCUCUUAUAUUUCUUUAUCCAGUUGACUUUAUUUUUUAAAUAGACAUUUGACACAGAUUGGAGUAUUGAGAGAACAACAUGUUUACUGAGCAGGAAACUCAACUUAUUUUCUUCUGUAAUGGACGAAAGAUUACCGACAACAACGUUGAUCCUAGUAUGACCUUACUCAGUUAUCUACGACUGAAAUUGAGGUUGACAGGUUCCAAACUUGGCUGUGGUGAAGGAGGAUGUGGAGCCUGCACAGUCAUGGUAUCAAGUUAUGACAAAAUGACGAAAAAAAUAAAUCACAUCUCAGUAAACGCGUGCUUGACCCCAAUAUGCCACAUUCACAUGAUGGCGGUGACAACAGUAGAGGGCAUUGGAAGCUUGAAGGCGGGACUACAUCCCGUUCAGGAAAGGAUUGCAAAAUCGCACGGGUCUCAAUGCGGCUUCUGUACCCCUGGUAUUGUGAUGUCCAUGUACACCCUUCUGAGAAACAACCAUCAGCCAACAAUGUCAGACAUUGAGGAUGCUUUUCAAGGCAAUCUCUGUCGAUGUACUGGAUAUCGGCCGAUCUUAGAAGGAUUUCGAACAUUUACGAAGAAGUUUGAAACUGAUGCAAGAAUUGUGAAUAAUAUGUGCAGUAGUGGAACAAGAUGCUGUAGAUUUGAGAACGGAAUCAAUGGGACGUCUGACUUUGAAACUGAUACAGAAAAUUUGAAGAAUGUGUGCAAUAGUGGAACAAAAUGCUGCAGGUUUGAGAACAGUAUCAAUGGGAUAUCCACAACGCUUUUCCAGCCUUCGGACUUCACCGAAUACGAUCCGACUACGGAAAUAAUUUUUCCUCCUGAGCUUAUUUUGAUGCUUGAAAAUGAAAAACCGAAGAUUCUAAGAUUUACUGGCGAUGAUGUGACUUGGUUGAGACCUGUCAAUCUCUGCCAACUUGUUGAUAUUAGAAGGCAGUUUCCGAAUUCAAAACUGGUUUUAGGAAAUACAGAAGUUGGAGUCGACGUGAAGCUGAAGAAAAUGAGCUACCCCAUAUUAGUUUCACUUUCCCACAUUACUGAGUUGAAUAUUAUUGAAUCAUGCGAUGGUGGUGUCAAAAUAGGAGCAACAGUGACCCUGUCAAGAAUUGAGGAAUUUUUGAUUAAUGUCAUGAAGAAGCUUCCGGAUUACAAAUGUAAAUCGUUUUCCGCGCUUAUUGAUAUGCUUCAUUGGUUUGGUGGUCAGCAAAUACGGAAUGUCGCCUCUAUUGGUGGAAAUAUAAUUACCGGAAGUCCUAUAUCUGAUUUGAAUCCGAUAUUUAUGGCGGCUGGAUGCACUCUUGAGGUUGUCGACACAGAAGGAGUUCGACGAAUAAUGCCAAUUGCAAAUAACUUCUUCACUGGUUAUCGGAAAAAUGCAAUGAAGCUCAGUGAGACUCUUAUAUCAAUCACUGUUCCAUACACAAAUAAGUCUGAGCAUUUCAAAGCAUAUAAGCAAGCCCAUCGCCGGGAUGACGACAUAGCUAUAGUGAAUGCUGCUUUCAGGGUGGACUUACAAGAUGACGUCAUCAAGAGCUGUUCAAUGGCAUUUGGUGGAAUGGCGCCCACAACAAAAUUGGCAAAGAAGACGAUGAACAAGAUUAUUGGAAGAAUUUGGGACCAAUCUCUACUAGAGCAUGUCACCGUACUCCUUACCGAUGAGAUGUCCCUUUCACCCGAUGCGCCCGGAGGGAUGGUGGAGUACAGACAGUCACUCGUACUCAGUUUCUUUUUCAAGUUUUACCUGACUGUGAGACAACACUGCACGCAUCACGAGAAUAAAUUAUUUAAUGUACAUCCAGCCGACAUGUCAGCAACACUCCCCUUUAAACGAGCCGAUGUACGCAGCAGUCAGAUGUUUCAGGAGAUUAGUGAUGAUUCAUCCUCUGUUGAUCCUGUUGGUUGUCCAAUUGUUCAUUCAUCGGCCUACCAGCAGGCUACUGGAGAGGCUGUUUACGUCGACGAUAUGGUUCCAUUUCAAAAUGAACUUUACAUGGCCAUUGUAUACAGUCAGAAAGCACAUGCAGUAAUAAAAUGUGUUGAUGCUACUGCAGCGUUGAGCAUGCCUGGUGUACAUGCAUUUGUUGACCACAAUGACGUCACAGGAACUAACUUUAUUGGUGAAUUAGUGCCAGAUGACGAAGUGUUCGCUACAGAUAUGGUCACUUGUGUCGGUCAAUACAUCGGAGGAAUCGUAGCAGACAGUAAGGAGAUAGCGCAACGAGCAGCCAGAAUGGUUCGUGUGGAAUAUCAAGAAUUGGAACCAAUCAUAUCCAUUGAAGAUGCCAUUGCAAAAGAAAGUUACUUUCAGCCAAUCAAAAAUCUGGAAAAUGGCAACAUGACGGAUGGUUUUAAUAAAUCAGACCAGAUAAUUGAAGGCGAAAUGAAAGUUGGUGAACAGGAGCACUUUUACUUGGAAACACAAUGUGGAUUAGCCGUACCAAAAGGAGGAGAUGAUGCCAUGGAAAUGUUUUUUGCAUGUCAGGAUCUAAAACUUCUUCAGGCUACAGUUGCUGCUGUCCUAGGCAUGCAGUUUCACAAAAUCACCGUACGAGCAAAGAGACUUGGAGGCGGGUUUGGCGGAAAAGAAACCCGAACCUGCAGCCUUGCUGCUGCUUUGGCCGUUGCAGCUAGAAGAGUUGGAAGACCAGUGCGAAUUAUGCUUGACCGCGAUGAGGACAUGUCGAGUACAGGAACCAGACAUGCUUUUCUGGGACGUUACAAGGUUGGCUUUACUAAUGAUGGCAAGAUACAGGCAUUGAAGCUUGAUAUGUACAGCAAUUGUGGGAACUCUACGGAUAAGUCAACAAAAGUGAUGGAACAUGCGAUGUUCCAUCUGCAAAAUGUUUACUACAUCCCUAAUGUGGAAGUACGAGGACAUUGUUGCAAAACCAACAUCCCUUCAAAUACAGCUUUUAGAGGUUUUGGAAAACCUCAGUCGCAGCUGAUUGCGGAGAACUGGAUCUCGGACAUUGCGUUGGCUUGUGGAAUUUCUCAGAAAAAGGUGCGAGAAAUUAACAUGCUUCAGGAUGGAGAGUCGACAUACUUCAAACAGAAAGUUCAACAACUGGACAAUGCAAAGAGGUGCUGGGACGAAUGCCUGAAUAAAAGUGGUUAUGAAAUGAGACAAUUAAAAGUAGAGCUAUUCAACAGAUCAAAUAGAUGGAAAAAGCGAGGAUUAUCAAUAAUUCCACUUUUAUAUGGAGUCGGCUUCCCUGAUACAACAGCGAAUCAGGGAGGGGCGUUAGUGAUGAUCUAUACAGAUGGCAGCGUCCUAUUAGCACAUGGUGGUAUUGAGAUGGGUCAAGGAUUAUACACUAAAAUGAUCCAAGUUGCAAGUCGAACGCUUGGGAUUUCAACAAAGAAAAUUUUUACCAACGAAACUUCAACAAAUACAGUCCCAAAUGCUUCACCAACGGCAGCGAGCAUUAGCUCGGAUCUAAAUGGAAUGGCAGUUCAGAUUGCGUGUGAGAAGUUAUACCAGAGACUUGCGCCUUACAGAAAAAGAGAGCCAAACAAAACAUGGGAUGACUGGGUUAAAGCAGCUUAUUGUGAUCGAGUUAGUUUGUCUGCCACUGGGUUCUACAAGUCACCCAGCACUGCAUUUGACUGGAAAACCAAAUCAGGCAAUCCAUAUUAUUACUUCUCGUUUGGAGCAGCCGUGUCUGAGGUUGAGAUUGAUUGUCUGACUGGUGAUCACAUGGUUCUGCGGACUGACAUUGUCAUGGAUGUUGGAGACAGUAUCAAUCCUGCCAUUGAUAUUGGACAGGUAAAUGGUUUUCCAACUUUUCAAAAAACAAUAACUAAUAUGAUUACAUCAUGGUUAACCCAACAGGAUAUAAAACCGCAUGUCCCAAAAUCACACAAAUUUACCUUAUCGGAACGGCCCUUUGACCCACAGUUGGGUAGUGAAUUGGGCAGUAUACUGGAAGACGAUAAUCUGCUAUUUACGAUAAGUGUACUACGAUCUCGGACGUGAAGAUAACCCAAAUUUUACAUAGCAAAACAACUUUAAGCCCUCUCCUGCUGGAAUACAAGAAGAACAGUGACAGAAUUCAAACAAAAACAGAAAUCAAAGUUUAGAAGGCUGAACUAUGCUGUCCUCCGAAUUAAAAAGAAUUUUACCAACUUAAUUCGGACCGAGUAAAUCUAUGGCAUUUGUCAUAAUUUUCUUAAUAUUCUGUUAUACUAUUCUGUAUUUUAUAUAGCGCCUUUCUUUGCAGAUACAAAGCGCUAGUACCCCACAAUACACCUAGAAACCCACAGCAAGGGAAGCUGUAAAGAAAACCUUAAAA